AUGGCAAUGUUCCUCAUUCAAUUUGGCCACAUCCUAGUAGCAGAAGUUGAUCGAAUGUCGUCCACCUUGACAAAACUAACCAAACCAAUAACACAUGUAUCGACAAUCAACGAUGGCGUGUACCCUUUUCGGGCCCCUCGCCGUGAACGUGGUCGGCAGGCCGGAUGGAGCAGCGAGGACCCAGUCCUCGAAUCUCCCCUUGGUGUAGUUGGUUCAUCACGUUCGACUGUAAUGGUUACAUUACACGCAGACACCAUAUGCAACGCGAUGACAUUUAGGCUUUCCCGGAUGAUUCAACUGAGCGCGAACUUCACGAUCCAUAUAACGGCCUUCCAAUCCAAAGAAAACAAGGCAAAAAGAUGCCCAGAUCGUCAUAGAGGAGAGAAUACUGACGUGAUAACCAACUACACCACGAAACCUAAUUGGAUGCUCUGUCAGGAGUCGACGUCAACGUACAAGAGACAGAGACAGUUGUGGUUGUCUAAAGCAACAUGUCUGCCCGUAAUUGGCACGCAAGAGGCAAGAAACCGAAAUGUCCAGGUGACGUCGUUUUCCCCUUGGCCAUUCAAACUCUCAGAUAUGAAGCAUCUCCAGGACAGCCUCCAGCCGGAAACCAAGACCCUUCACCAUUUACAUCCUCAAAACCACACUCCAGCUGCCCAAGCCGGCAAGAUUCCGAACACAUGGAUAAACUCCAAUCUCUCAUUAUGGAUACCUCUCAUUCGAAAACCCAUAAUCCUUUACAUCGGUGAAUGGCAUAGCGUCCCCCACCCAAAGAAAAAUUCGAAUCUCAUCCAUCUCGGGCACGUCCCGUCAAGAAAGACUCUUCACCACGCAGCCCCACCCAUUCCAGCAAGUGAUGAACUCUUGGUUGUUCUCGAACCCUCCGCGAGGAGGGCGGGCCUUCGGGCUUGUAUAGAGAACGGUGAUGAUCUCGCUCUGUUUUUCUCUUUUUUUCAUUACGUGCUGGAGCAUGACUCUGGUCGUGAAGAAGAAGACUCUCUUGUUUUUGACAAGAGAAAAGGAAUGAUUCGAAGAGUGUCAAGACGUUCAUAG
Colletotrichum lupini is the source of this 1056-nucleotide messenger RNA. RefSeq lists its product as uncharacterized. The coding region runs from base 1 to 1056 and encodes 351 amino acids. The transcript is spliced from 9 exons. The record is from RefSeq and is a predicted model, not a curated record. NCBI's taxonomy places the organism in Eukaryota, Fungi, Ascomycota, Sordariomycetes, Glomerellales, Glomerellaceae.